AUAAUAAUUAAAUUCAUCAAAAUUUAUCAAGAUAGGUUGAAUAAAUUCAUUGCUUGAUUCGUAGAAAUUUCAAUGAUGAUAAGUGCUUAAAACCAUAUAUGAACGAAUAGAAUGUCGAAUCAAUCAAUAGUAAAGAUUCUAAAAGUCAAUAAGAUGAUGACACUUUUCGCUCUGUUUAUUUCUUCUGCAGUGGUAAUAGCUGAUCCACUAAGAAGCAACCUCGACCUAAAAAAUAGUGCACGAAUAGUAGGCGGUAAUAAUGCAGAUAUUGAAGAUUUUCCAUACCAAGUAAAUUUUCUGCUCGAUAAACUUGACGAAUGUGGAGGUGCCAUCAUCUCAGAUAAAUGGGUACUGACUUCUGCUUCCUGUUUAGUUGAUAAUGGAGCAAUAAUUCGUGUGGGAAGUAAUUUAAAAAACAAAAGUGGUUCUCUUCACACAGUUGUUCAGGUGAUCCGACACGAAGACUGAAUCAUUUAAAAGUGGAUAUACAAUUAAUGAUAUUGCGCUCGUUGAAGUCGAUACACUAUUUGUAUUCGAUAAAACGCGUCAACCAGUACUAUUAUUUGACAAAGAUGAACAAGUUGACACUAACUCGUUUGGUAGUGUAGCAGGGUUUGGCUUGAUUGAAACUGAAGUUUAUCCUCAUAAUUUAUCAAGUAUUACUAUUCCAAUUCUACCUAAAUAUAAAUGUAAUGAGUUGUAUGAUAUACUACAUGGACUUCAUCAAGGUCAAUUUUGUGCGGGUUUCGAAGAAGGUGGACUCGGGUUUUGUGCUGGAGAUAUUGGCAGCCCCUUUGUUGUCAACGGACGAGCUGCAGGUUUGGCAACUAAUUUUUUCGGAUGCGGACUUCCACAAUAUCCGGGAAUUUUCACUAACAUUUCUCAUUAUCGAUCAUGGAUCGAUGGCAAAUUGUCGACUAAAUAAAAAAAAAAAAAUUAGAAUCGAUCAAUUCCACGAUGAUGUUCUCGAU
Messenger RNA from Cotesia congregata, 971 nucleotides. The record is from the annotation of a GenBank genome assembly. NCBI's taxonomy places the organism in Eukaryota, Metazoa, Arthropoda, Insecta, Hymenoptera, Braconidae.